AACGUUUUCCAGUAUUUUGUCUCUGGAUCGGACCAAAGCCUCUGGUUUUUAUUCAAGACCCUUCUGAUAUUCAGGCCAUAUUGAAUAACUCCAAAUCCAUCAAUAAGGGAUAUGAAGCCACGAAGAUUAUAUUUGGAGAAGGGUUAAUCAUGGCACCAGGACCUAAAUGGAAGAAAUCUCGCAAGCUCAUAAACCCGAUUUUUCACCCCUCAAGUCUCAAAAAGAUGGUGCCUGUAUGGAACGAUAGUAGCUCUAGGCUGGUGGAGCAACUUGACUCACAAGUGAAUUGUGGACCAAUUGACCUAUUUCCACAAGUAGUGGCAGCAUCUAUUAGGUCAAUAUGUGGUAUUAUGUUUGGUCCUACAGGUGUUUAUAAGACAGAUGAGAAUUCAAUUAAUGCUGGGGUUGAAUGUAUAAAUAUCGCAAUGGAUCUUGUUGCAAGAGAUGCUUUACCAUCGCACCUUUUGCAGGCUUUGCGUGACGUCAUGACUGAAGAUGAGUUACAAGACGAAAUGAAAACAUUAUUUGGAACGGAGGAUCUCUACAAUGAAAUAAUAACAUAUACGGGUGACCAGUCACAAGAGGUCCAGUUAGAAGAUCUCGACAACUUGCAUUUACUUCACAGAGUCAUCAAGGAGACCCUUCGUAUGUUCCUGGUGGUUCCUCUGGUGCCUAGAAAACUCGACGAGCACUUUACACUGAGAGGAUGUACAUUCCCGAAGGGCGAAACAGUAAUACUAAGCAUCGCCGGUCUACAUUAUGAUCCAGAGGUGUAUCCAAACCCUGGACAGUUUGAUCCAGACAGGCAUUGUAUAGAGGAAGUACAGAAAAGACAUCCAUACUCAUUCCUUCCCUUUGGAGGAGGUCCCAGAAACUGUAUUGGCAAAAACUUUGCUUUUCUGUCUCUGAAAAUAAGUCUGAUACACAUUCUAAAAGCUUUCAAGAUCACAAGCAAAGUAAACAUUGAAGAGUUGACCUAUGUUUAUAGAACCACGUUGGCAUCUGUGGAUGGAUAUUUUGUGGAGCUCCAAAGAAGAGGAGCGUAGUUUAGGGUUAACUUUGCU
Macrosteles quadrilineatus (aster leafhopper) is the source of this 1064-nucleotide messenger RNA. RefSeq names its product cytochrome P450 4V2-like. The coding region runs from base 150 to 1046 and encodes 298 amino acids. The transcript is spliced from 9 exons. The record is from RefSeq and is a predicted model, not a curated record. Lineage: Eukaryota; Metazoa; Arthropoda; Insecta; Hemiptera; Cicadellidae. Gene Ontology annotation, molecular function: oxidoreductase activity, acting on paired donors, with incorporation or reduction of molecular oxygen; heme binding; monooxygenase activity.